AGCUUUUGGAGCAGCGCACCGAGAGCUACUGAAACAACAACAAACCAACUGCAAAAUCAAAUCAUUCGAUUAUCAUCAUGAAGGUCUUUGUCUGCUUGCUAGCCACCUUGGCUCUGGCUAAUGCCGGACAACGCGGAGGUGCAGGAGGCGGUGGCUAUCUGCCAGGCGGAGGACACGGCGGUGGCGGCGGCGGUGGUGGUGGCUUCAGAAAUGGUGCCGGACUCAUUUCGCAUGUCUCGCAGUCUCACGGCAACACAAAGGUGCACAUUGGUGGUGCUGGAGGUGGAGCUGGAGGCCAUGGCGGUGCCGGAGCCUACGGCGGCGGCGGCGGUGGUGGUGGUGGCUGGCAGGGUGCCGGUGCUAGUGCUGGUGCUGGUGCUGGCGGCUGGCAGGGCGCCGGUGCUGGCGGUGGACGCGGAGGCUAUGGUGGUGGCGGUGCAGGAGCCGGUGGCUGGCAAGGAGCAGGUGCUGGUGGCGGACGCGGCGGCGGCGGCUAUGGCGGUGGUGCAGGUGCCGGUGGCUGGCAGGGAGCAGGUGCUGGUGGCGGACGCGGCGGCGGCUAUGGCGGUGGUGCUGGUGCUGGCGCUGGUGGCUGGCAAGGUGGUGCUGGAGGUGCCGGCGGCAAUGCUUGGGGCAAUCCAGCCUCUUUCGACUAUUCUGUGAACCAUGGCGCUAGCUCCUCCGUCGGUGGCGGCUCUCGCGGUGGUGCUGGCUGGUGGAACGAUUAAGAAUACUCGCAUUGCAAAACAAAUUUGAUAACCGAAACGAAUAAAUAAUUGCU
Molecule: messenger RNA, 781 nt
Organism: Drosophila navojoa
Lineage: Eukaryota; Metazoa; Arthropoda; Insecta; Diptera; Drosophilidae
Source: RefSeq, a predicted model, not a curated record